Colletotrichum acutatum is the source of this 2091-nucleotide messenger RNA. RefSeq lists its product as uncharacterized. The record is from RefSeq and is a predicted model, not a curated record. Lineage: Eukaryota; Fungi; Ascomycota; Sordariomycetes; Glomerellales; Glomerellaceae. The transcript is spliced from 2 exons. The coding region runs from base 1 to 2091 and encodes 696 amino acids.
AUGAACGACCCUUCAGAAUUCGAUGAUGAAGAGUUCCGCACUGCACCGUCGACUCGAGAACACAGCCUGUCCGUCAAUAGACCUCCAACUGUGACUCAGCUACCAGGCGUAUUUGUUCCCUCAUGCCACAAUGGCACCGUCAUCUAUCCGACCACCACGCAGAGAGACCCCAAUUUCGGCCGACGUCCAUCCAUCGUGCCCCCGGGCCCGCCCACUACCCUAGAUUGCAGCUUGCUCAGUAAUGGAGACAUCGAAACCAUGACGUGGGCUCCUCAAGCCAGUCCAGUUUUCCGGCGGCCAUCAAGAUGCAUGAGCAUGGACCAGACAAGAACUCAGGCCCAUAACCACUGUCUGCCACCCGCCGCUGCAGAGGCAGUCGCCAAGGGGAAUCUGUCAGGAAACAAGUGUCUUGCCAGCGACUCCCAGAACUCAUCAUCAAGGAGAACAACCCACAGAUCAGGCCCGGACUUGACCUCCAACAUUUACCAUGGCCCUACGACGACGCCCAUACGAGGCCGACGCAACAAUUCUGGCAGCCACAGCUCCAUCAAUGUCCGUUAUAGCCGGCACUCAUCCCGUUCCGAGCAUCUCUCUGACACCCCAAGACGGUCUGGUCACAGUAUUUGGGGAAAGCCCAAUACCUUGAUGCAACAAAUCAUGGGAAAGGUACGGGUUCGUCUUACUAGUCAACGAAGAACGCCGGGUAUCGCCUCAAACGACCCCGAUGGAGCAACACUAUGCAACAAAGCCACAUGCCAGUACGUACUUACCGAUGAUCAAGUACAAGACGUUGUGGAGAUCGUUUUCAAAGAAAUGUGCAAGCACAACAAAACCAUGGAGGAUGUUAUCAAACCCCAGCAAGCAAAUAACACUGUGGUCCAAACAAAAUUGGCCAGGAAGCCGAGCUUCCUCAAGACUGCUAUUGAGCUACAACAUGCUCGUGCAGCUGAUACAGCGACCACCAUCAGCGAGCCUGAGACCUCCUUCUUUACCAGAAGCGCCACUGAUGGUCAAGUACGGUCGAGAAGUGUAGCUAGACCGGCACCAAUCACUACGAUUGUCUCACGCGACAGCAUCACUGAUAUCCAGUGGCUCGCUGAUACGCUGGCAGAACAAUCUAACCAGACCCGAGAACCGGUUUCGGAUGCCUUCGAAUUGCCAACGUCUGCCGUGUCCCAGACCAACUCUUCUAUGUUCAAUGUGUCUAGAAUUAUUGAGGGACUCAAUCGGGAUUCUGACUCCGAUGCUGUAUCGGAUGUCCCUGAUUUUCACGGCUUCUCGCUCGGUUCUCAGCAUGUAGACGAAUUGAAUCGUCAAAAGGAGAACGUCAAGGAAACCAGCGUCGAUAACGAAGCUUCCUCAAUCACUUCAUUCCCCAGCCUGCCACAGCGGCACUGCACGAGUGAAUGGCUGAGCGCCCCGGCUACCCUAAUCCCUCUCGAACAUGAAGACAAAGACAAAGUCAAUAUGUAUCAUCUGGGAAUUGACGCGAGGCUCGGCAGUAUCGCAUCCAUCAGAAAGGACUUACCGCAUGGAGAUUUUGACCAUGGUACAACUCAUGAGGUAGAUCUUCCUUUGAAUGAUCCUCCGAGUGUCAAUACGAAGCCCUCUCACCGAGGCUCCGAGGCUCUAGUUGACUUACACUCACCCAGCGAAACCAAGUUACCAGGCCAAUUGCCCGAGAAUGUCAGGCGACGCUCUGCCCAUUUCGCAGAGCCCUUGGUACAAGACACUCGCAAACCAGAGCCAGGGUUCAUGCAGCAGAUCACGCGAAAGAUUAGUUCUGUGUUUCAGAGUUCACCAAGUAGUAGCCGUACAACCCGCGCACCAGCGCCAUCCGAAGUCGGCGAUGAGGCUAUCGGAAAUGCUGUCGGCGAACUUGGUGCAAGCCGGCCAGCUACGGGUACUGUUGGUCCUGGUGUAGAUUGCCUCUCAGAGCCUGAGCCUGACGCCGUAUAUCAGGCUAUGGUGCUAUCGAGGCCCACAAAAGACAAGAAGAAACGCCGGAGCACCUGCUCUGAAGACUACAUUCCCCAUACGUGCGUGGAUGAUCUGAGCACGUCAGGAAUGCCCUCACCCAAUAUCCAGUAA